Tigriopus californicus is the source of this 1960-nucleotide messenger RNA. RefSeq lists its product as uncharacterized. Lineage: Eukaryota; Metazoa; Arthropoda; Copepoda; Harpacticoida; Harpacticidae. Bases 56 to 1501 code for a protein of 481 amino acids. The transcript is spliced from 2 exons. The record is from RefSeq and is a predicted model, not a curated record.
CUGAAUCUUCAUACCAGUGCUAAAAUCCCUAUCAAACCGUGAAAAGAACAGGAUCAUGCUCAACGAUUCCCAGUCUUGUUCCAGAGACUCCACCGAUCAGACGCUGGAGCGGAACGCACAUUGGAGCACUAUCGAGCCUUUGGCCCCGUUGGAAUCGGGGACGACCCUGAUCAAGGGUUGCCUAUCCGGCAAGCCCACCAUGCGGCAUCAUCCAAAUCAGCGCUACCAUCUCCGGCAAUCAAUAUCAAAUUCAUGGCUAGUGAUCUCGCUUUGGAUUCUGCAAGCCCUUUGGUCGAGUCCGGCAGAGGCGAUAUCGGCCUUAACGCACACCCUUGAAAAUGGAAAUCUGGCUGGAGGGCUUUUGCCGUCUCUUGGUCAGAACGACUUCCACGCCAUUUCUAGUCGAUCCGUGGAGGAUUAUUCACCGUUGUCUGCGUCAUCUUUAGAUCAAAGUGGGAUGCAUCGACAAGAUCGGAACCAUUAUUUUAGAUCCGUACGGAUCCCUAGUGAUCAUUACUUUCGAUCACUGAGAUCGCCUAGUGAUCACUACUUUCGAUCCAUGCGGGACCCGAGCGACCACUAUUUCCGCUCCCUGAGAUCUCCUAACGAUCACUACUUCCGAUCUCUCCGAGAUGUCAGCGAUCACUAUUUUCGCUCAAUGCGAUCCCCCAACAACCACUACUUCCGAUCCAUGAGAGCUAAUCCCGAACCAAACGAUCACUACUUUCGGUCCUUAAGAGUAAAAGAAACCAACAAUAACCAUUACUUCAGGUCCCUAAGAUCUAACCCAUCCGUCGAGAUUCGGUCUCCUAAUGACCACUAUUUCCGUUCCCUGAGAACUCCCCAGGAUCACUAUUUCCGGUCCAUGAGAAAUCCUCAGGAUCACUAUUUCCGGUCCAUGAGAACUCCUCAGGAUCACUAUUUCCGGUCCAUGAGAACUCCCCAGGAUCAUUACUUUCGAUCCCUCCGAAGCAAAUCAGAAACCAGGACUGGUGAGGGGGAGGAACCUCUGGAAGACCCCAAGAUUGCAGAGGAGGACUCCUUACAAAAGGAUCAGAAGCCCGAGGUCCAACAAGAUCCUCAGAACCACUACUUUAGAUCGCUUCGCCAAAGUUUAGGGUUCCAAAGAGAGUAUCAAAGGGCUAUCAAAGCAGGGACUCAAAACCAUUACUUUCGCUCCAUGAGGAAAAGAUCGGACGGCGAGAAACCGAAUGGGCCAUUGUCAUUUAAGCGACUCACAGGAGAAUCCUCCACUCCCAAGGCCUUGGACCAUUACUUCCGAUCCUUGAGAUCUCAAGCACCGACCCGAGACGAUCCUUUUGUGCAAGACAACACUUCGUCUCCUUUGGAAGACGACCCGAGCUACCUGAAUCAGUUGUUGAUCCAGAGCGUUCUGGACGGAAAACCGUAUCAGGGAGUCGAGAUUCCGUUCUCGCUCACCAAUAUGUCCGGCAAUAAUGACGAUCAUUCUGUUGUUGAGCCCUCUGAAGCCGAUCAUUGAGAAUGAAUGACCCCCCUAACCCAUACCAUCAGACGAAGCAAUCUCCGGACUCCCCAAGAGAGAUGACAGUUGAACAUCUUGUUCCUGGCCUACUUUUGAUCCAGUUUUAGUUUGCGUAAUAUUGUACCGCCUAGACCGUUUGAAAUGAUCUUUAAUCAUUCCGGUUUCAAUGAAAUGACUCCAGAAAAAACACGUUCAAUCAUACGUGCAAAUCCAUAUUCAAUGACAUAUACAGAUAAUUUAUCUUUUAAGUAACAUAUCAUAAAUUGAUUAGUGUAUCCCUCUUAUCAAGAUUAAAGCUAAACAGCAUUUCAUACAUACUACAUUUUAUCAUGCCCACACCUGAUAUUGUCACACUGCAACAUGGUUAUUUUGGCUUUUGCAAUAAAGUUCCAUUAUUAUCUCAACGUCUUAAAGAAUAAACUGCCAGUUAUGGGGAAAAGAUAUUACCUACUUAAA